This is a messenger RNA of Guyanagaster necrorhizus, 768 nucleotides long. RefSeq lists its product as uncharacterized. Lineage: Eukaryota; Fungi; Basidiomycota; Agaricomycetes; Agaricales; Physalacriaceae. Bases 1 to 768 code for a protein of 255 amino acids. The transcript is spliced from 8 exons. The record is from RefSeq and is a predicted model, not a curated record.
AUGCCCGGUACAAAAAAGGGCUCCCGCCUGCGUCGUCUUUACCUUUCGAAAGGGCACCCAUUUCUGAGAGAUAUGUUCGUGUGCCUUACGUUUAGAACGUUCGAUAUCGCAGAGCAAUACGUGCACGAGCCUCUACCGCAAACCAAGGAAGGGCAGAUCGAGCUCAAAUUUUCUCAGUGGAAGUUACGAGCUGCUUCGCCACUGCCUCCCUACGAAAAACUCGAUUUGAACCAAAGGCAGCUGCUGUUUCCGAGGGAAUUCCGCGCGAGCCUUGUGUCUAACUCGUUUAAUAUGGCAGAGAUUCAUUGUCUCCUAGUCCCAGACGUAGUAUCCGAAGUGGCACAGAAAUAUGAGCUUAUUUGUGGUAGAGUGAGAAAAUAUAUGGCGCUCCAAAACGCUUCAAUAUCAGAGUCGCGGGCUGGGUUCUUUUCGGAACAACAUUAUGGGAGCGCUGCUCCUUUCAAGAAACAAUCGGAAUAUGGUUACCUUGAUGGCAGUUGCGAAGAAUCUACGUCAAAAAUGAGCUCUACCGCAGGAGACGCCAGACCGAGUCCAAACUCCCUCGGCGAAAUGUUUCGCUCGAGGGUAUUCCGGGAAACUAUAACAACGCCCUCUAUCUCACUUCGACACCCUUCAGCUGUUCAUGCGAAUAAAGUCGGCCAAAGCUGCGCUGAGAGAGGGCAGGGAUUUGCAUAUGCCACUAAAAGCGAACCUGUGAUGUACUCCUUUGUCGUCAGGAUUACGGGGAUUAUCGUUGGUUGCGUAUAG